Ilex paraguariensis (yerba mate) is the source of this 765-nucleotide messenger RNA. The record is from the annotation of a GenBank genome assembly. NCBI's taxonomy places the organism in Eukaryota, Viridiplantae, Streptophyta, Magnoliopsida, Aquifoliales, Aquifoliaceae.
AUGAUCAUAAAACUGCACAGUCUCAUCCUUUGUCUGCUAUGUAUUCUUCCAUCAAUUCUAGUUCAUAAAUCAACCAGGUGUAACCGAUCAUGUGGCACAGUUUUAGCCAAGAACCUUCCGUUCCCGUUCGGGUUCUCCUCCGGCUGCCAAAUCCUCCUUAACUGCACCACAAACGGCACCAUGGUCAUACAUGACUUUCCGGUCCAGCAAAUAACCUCCGAUAGCAUUCUGGUCAAAAUUCCAGCCGAAUGUGGCUGUCCGGUCGAAACCCUCCAGCACCUAUUUAGUCCAAACUAUGCACCCACAUCACAAAAUGCAAUCUUCCUACAGAAUUGUACCUCACCACUCACUCCUUGUGAGAUACCAACAACAACGGUGCAAACUCAUUUUGAACUGCCUGACUGUGUUUCAAAAGAUAACAUUAUUAGCUGCUACUCCGAGCCAAACAACCAGGGUUUGUUCAUUGACUACCAUAACUUGACCGGAGUCCAGUGCCGGUCACUUUUGUCGGCCACGGUUGUCUCUUUGGGUAAUCUUAACAACUCGGCGGUGUUGGUGGAUCAGGUUGUACAAUUGGGGUGGUGGCUUGAAGGGGAUUGUCAGUAUCAGUACUGUUCUGAGGAUUCAAGUUGUAUUACAAAUGUGUCACCAAUUGAUGGCCGGCCAGAAUAUCGUUGCCAAUGCUUGGAAGGGUUCAUCGGGGAUGGUUAUCGGGCCGCAUUGGGCUGCCGGAAAGGUAUGUUCCAGUUGCCGGAAUUUAUUUGA